Naegleria lovaniensis is the source of this 417-nucleotide messenger RNA. RefSeq lists its product as uncharacterized. NCBI's taxonomy places the organism in Eukaryota, Heterolobosea, Eutetramitea, Acrasida, Naegleriidae. The record is from RefSeq and is a predicted model, not a curated record. The transcript has a single exon. The coding region runs from base 1 to 417 and encodes 138 amino acids.
AUGUUGAAACAAGCAUCAAGGAACUCCUUGCGACUGAUCCAAUCAAAGAGAAGUUAUUGUUUACCCUCCUCCUCCGUCCUAAAUGCAUCAACCACAUCAUUCCAAUGCAAUACUAAUCCUCUCAUCAUGACCAGUGCCAUCAUGACGAAUCAAAACACACUCCGAUUUAAUAGUAACAACGCCAAUAAGAAGGAACAACAAGAUCCAGCAGAAGACACCCCUAACAAGGAUCAAUUCAAAGCUCGGGAGAAAUUAAAACGGAAAUGGAUUUAUUGGUUGCAGCGCCUGUUGCUUGGCGUCUUGUUGCUGGUAGCUGCAGGUUAUGCUGUUUCUGUUUUUUUUGGUUUGGCAUUCACCUAUGCAGUGGUGGUUGCUGUUUUUGCCGUGCUCGCUGCACUGUUGGCAGCUUUUAAUUGA